AUGCAGGUCCCGGCUCCCACCUUCCUGCAGACGCGCUCCAUCCUCCUUAUGCGCGAGAACCAGCUCGCCAACGCCGCCCCGGGCGGCUCCGUGCCGUCUCAGGUUGCCCUCUACGGCAACACCGCCGGAUCCUCCACCGACGGCAACUCAGGCAGCAACAGUGGCAACGGCAGUCGCUGGUCAAAGAAGAAGAAGAACGUCGGCGGGGGCGCUACCAACUCCAACACCGGCUACCCCGUCGUGGCGCCCGGCCCGUGGAUCUGCUUCAACCCCUACACCAGCCAGGCUCAGCAGAUGCAGCCCGCCUGGCGUCCCUACGGCGCUCCGGCUGCUCCCGCUGGGGGCGCUGGCCUCCUCGGGCCAGCCCCGCGGUGCACCGCUCCCACGUCACCGCAUCGCCGGUCCACCUGGGUGCCCCCAGGCCAGGUCGCCUACAUGACCCAGCUGGCGCCCCUACAUGGCCUGGCCUGGGGCACCAACCCGCCUCCACCCGCGGCGCCCUACAACCCCACCGGCACCGUCCAUGCUCCUGCAUGGGACUGCUGCGCCCUCGUCGGCGCCCUAAACGCCAUCGUCGGGCCCUCUUCCGUCGGCUCCUCCACGCCAGGCACAUGGGUCAUGGAUUCCGGAGCCACCUCGCACAUGGUCUUCGACCCUGGUAUACUCUCCACCUCCUCCCAUCCUCCUCCCUCCCUCUGCGUUACCGUUGGUAAUGGCGUCCCUCUCCCCAUCACCGCCACCGGCCACGUCACUCUCCGCACACCUAGCCACACUUUCUACCUAAACAAUGUUCUCGUUGUUCCAUAUAUUAUCAAAAAUCUUCUUUCUACUUGCCAGUUUACCAUCGAUAAUUCUGUUUCCGUCGAAUAUGACCCGUGUGAUUUUUCUAUUAAGGAUCUGCACACUCUAUGUGAGAUUCGCCAACACCAACACCACCACCUCGUCGUUUGGACUCGUCGCCACCACCACCACAUCGGAGCUAUGGCAUCGUCGCUUAGGACAUCUGGGUCGUGA
Messenger RNA from Aegilops tauschii subsp. strangulata, 1014 nucleotides. Lineage: Eukaryota; Viridiplantae; Streptophyta; Magnoliopsida; Poales; Poaceae. The record is from RefSeq and is a predicted model, not a curated record.